UUUUUAGAUAGUUAGGUAUUAAUAAAAUGUAAAAAGCUGAUGAAUGCUGAUUGCUGUAUCCUAAUUACCUGCUACUUCAAGAUAAAUUAUUAGUUUUACCUUUGACGGGUUUAAAAGGUUUUAGUUUCUAUUAAACUACAAUAAUUAGUAAAAUCAGCUUGCAACAAUAGGUAGUUUGUGUGUAAAAAAUUAUUUCUUCUUUCGUGUUGUGCUAUUAAUAUGGACAAAGAUACAAUGAUGCCUUUACACCUAGAGCCACUGCAUCCCACUGACCUAUGUGAGAAAAGACUGUGGAUUGGAAAUUUGGACACCAGAGUUAAUGAGUAUCAACUACUAAAACUGGUCCGUGUCUAUGGUAACAUUGAAAAGUUCGACAUGUUGUUUCAUCGUACUGGACCCAAUGCUGGACAACCUCGUGGUUUUGCAUUUGUCACCUAUAAGAUGAGAAAAGAUGCAAUACAAGCUAUGAACUCGCUGAAUGGUCAAAUGCUGGGAUGUAAGAGAAUAUGUGUUAAAUUUGCCAAACAAGUAUCGGAAGACCAAGACAAACCCAAACCAGAAUUAGGUAUACCUGCAUUAACAGCAGCUAAGCCAGAAUUUAAGCUAAGCAAGAAAACUGCAAUCCAAUCUAUAGAAGCUAAACUAAAGAUGAUGGAGAGUAUGAAAGCUGGUGAUGACUUCGUUAUUAACAAACUUGCAGCUCAUGAAACACCUGUGAUAACACAGUACCAAACAAAACAACAACUGCACAACAAAACCGUAAGCUCGUUUAGACGCAGGCAUCCAUAUCACAAGAAAAGAUAAUUUGGAUUACAUUAGUAAUAAUUAUUAGCCAAUAAUGAAGGAUACAUACUGCAAUUGGACGUAGUUCCUGAAAACAGUUUCCAAACCACAAACAUCACAUUUUAAGAAAUUCGUGUUUAAAGUUUAAUAAAUAUUGGUGUAUUCCAUACAUGUGGGUUGGGCUAUUAAGUCAUGAUGUAAGAGUGACAGUAGGGCUGCCAUUUUUUGUCAGUCUGUUAAUAUGAAUCACAUGACCAGUUUUGUGUUCUUAAUUCAAUUCGACAUAAUUGUGGUUUGGAACGUUUUUCUGGAAUUACAUCCAAUUGUUUUAAUUAGGGUUUUGCUGUUUCAAAUCUUAACAGAAUAGUUCAAUUAAGAUUUUAAUUAACAGACAUUAUAAUGGGUAAUGAUGUGUGUCAUGCAGUUAGGGGCCACACUUUCUGUCCAACCUACGAGUAGAUCGCAGUGUGUGUAAACUAAUUUAUCAAUUUGGUAUAAAUCCUACGCAGCGUUUGAAUCUGCAGAGAAUAGACCGACAAUAGAAACUUAUUAUGAAGUCCGCGUCAACCAAUUUUGGCAGGGCUAUGGGCGUGGCGUCCGUGACGCAAUCAAAAUUAACCAAUCACAUGGGUUGUCGCCGAAAGCUGAUAGAACUUUAUAUUAUAAACGACUAAGUGCUAUGAUAAUUGUGUUGUGUAAUUGCCCAGAAGCAGAAUUAUACGCAAUAACGUACGUUUAGUAUUUUCUUUGAUUAACGCGAGUGUUACACAUUUAAAUAAAACACUUUUUUAAGGAUUAAAACGCGUGUAUUUAUAACUGUGCUUUUACACUAGAAUUUACCGUCGUUUUUUUCAACUGCAUUAACCCUGAAAACGUGAUCUGGAAAGGUUUCGAAACGUCGGGUUAUCAAAAGCAAUAAUAAAAUGUAACUUUUUCGCAAAAUCUAAUGUUAAUUAAUCCUUUAAAAAGGGUUUUAUUUGAACGUACGUACGUUAUUAUAUAAACCUUUGUUAUUAGAGGUCGCUUGACCGCUGCGCGGUUCAUGGAGAAAGUUUAGACGUCAAGUUGUUGUUGGUCUAUUAUCUAUGUAUUUGAUGUUAUGGUUCAAAACGGUUACAAAUCUGUCGGUACUAUACCUACACUCGAGGUGAAAGAGGUGCUUCGCGAUGUCGAGGAUGUUAGAGGUGCGUAGUUAAUCUGACCUUGUCAUAGAUUAAUAUUAAAAAAACUAGAUACAUAAGUUGCACUAACAUCUGAAUAGGUUUAUGCACUCCCGAUUUUAUAUUUUCCUAAUUUAUUGUUCUUUUGAUCUGAUUUAGUUUUAUUAAGCAGGUACUUAUAUUGAAUGAGUUUUAUUUGCAUAUUAGUAAUAACUAGUAAUACAAAUAAAUAAUCGUUGGCUGUCUUAUAUUUUUAAUUAUCAAUUUAGAUAUUGUGUUCAUUAGAUGUUAACAUUACACGUUAAGAAUGUAUCUUUUAAUAGUAAAAUAUUUUAAAUGCUUACCUUUGAAAUCAUAAUAUCUUAGAUUUCAAUAUUAGUUUUUGCUUUUCAAAAAUAACGCUUUAAUAAAGAUAUUGUGUUUCAAUUACCUACUUUGUUAUAUUUUUAUGUACUCAUUGUAACUUAAGACUUAAUAUUAUGUGUGUAAUAAACUCAAAUGUUGGAUUAAC
This is a messenger RNA of Leptidea sinapis, 2454 nucleotides long. Its product is annotated as probable RNA-binding protein 18. The record is from RefSeq and is a predicted model, not a curated record. The transcript has 4 exons. Gene Ontology annotation, molecular function: RNA binding. NCBI's taxonomy places the organism in Eukaryota, Metazoa, Arthropoda, Insecta, Lepidoptera, Pieridae. The coding region runs from base 220 to 804 and encodes 194 amino acids.